Homalodisca vitripennis (glassy-winged sharpshooter) is the source of this 12293-nucleotide messenger RNA. RefSeq lists its product as uncharacterized. The transcript has 55 exons. NCBI's taxonomy places the organism in Eukaryota, Metazoa, Arthropoda, Insecta, Hemiptera, Cicadellidae. The record is from RefSeq and is a predicted model, not a curated record. Gene Ontology annotation, biological process: phosphatidylinositol-mediated signaling; lipid metabolic process; small GTPase-mediated signal transduction. Bases 293 to 11536 code for a protein of 3747 amino acids. Gene Ontology annotation, molecular function: protein binding; phosphatidylinositol-4,5-bisphosphate phospholipase C activity; guanyl-nucleotide exchange factor activity.
CUGUACCCGAGCGAAUGUCUCCGCUGAUAACCCGCGUCUCUUGUAGAGCCCCGUCCUGAGAUUCGCCGUGCGUUGUCCUUCGUUCCCGCUGACCUGUUCGGUGUUCGUGUCGCGUCGCGCAGGUGUUUGUGGGAUAUCCGGCGGAGGAGAAUCAGACGAAUUACGGAAGAACGUUAAAUGAAUUCGGUUUCGCGUAAACGAGUUUUGGACAGUCAAAUCGUAUUUUCUCAGCAUCGCCGAACGUAUUACUGUUAAGGUGGAGGGUGGUCCACUCAGCUGAGAUGCCCGAGGCAUGAGGCAGUCGACACAUGCGGCUAGUCGUGCCUCAGUCUCCCAGACGCCGCCUGUCGAACUCCGCUACCCUUUCGGAGUCCAAAACGACCUUGGACAAGUCUUUCUUAACUCCAAAUCGAAGGAUGAUAAAGCAACCACGUCAGGACCUCCCUCGCCGCCCGUGACUCGACCCUCCCCCGCGCACACAAGGCACUCUCCUGCUCUCAGCACCUCUCGUCUCUCCCUUCAGUCCACCAGUCUACAAUACAGUUACGCCUCUUCAGGGGACCUGUCAACUGACGCUGCGCUGCUAGAAAGAGCUAUACGCUGUAACGAUACCCUCCGUGUCAAACGGAUUCUUAAUCUUCACCACGAAAAAUUUCCGGUAAACCUUCAUGGCAGUCUUUUGGACAAGUCUUCAUCCGACGACUCAGCCAGUCAGGAUGUCGAGAUUCUGCUCAGAAAAUCGAAAACACUCAUCGAUAAGCUGGACCCUGCAGACCAGUACUCCUCUAGCUCAUCGUCCUGCCGGUCGCCCCCUGCAUCGCCUCUCAUCUUCAGCAACGCUCUCCACGUGGCUGUGGACCACGGGUCGGUGGAGGUAGCGCGCCUGCUACUCAAAUAUGGGUUGGAGCCUGACCAAGGGGGACGACUACCCAGUGAACCACCUGCGUCCCCACGGCGGCCAUCCGGCCCACAGCCACCUUCUCGCCCCUGUUCGCCUCGGGCACCAGAGCCCCAGCCUUCCCCGUCUCCACCGCCCCCACCACCACCUCAACCACCGCCCCCGCCUAUUGAAGUUAUUCCCCAGGAAAUUCCCCCGACUACGAUUCCGUGUUCCGCCAAGUACCUCGAGCCAACCAUCGCCCCUUCCGUCCUCACACCUCUCCUGGCGGCGCGGCGGGUCAGCUGGUUUGCCCCCUGCUCGCCUCCCGAUAUGAGCAAGAAGCGGCGGGCAACCACCAAAUCUCUUCCCCGGCAGCGGUCUUUCUCCCUCGAACACAACAACCAACUGUUAGGUCCCGGAGGCUCCUGGAACACGGAGAGAAGAAGUGUCUCCCUGAAGUCCAGUCCUUUAAUUUCUCCUAGACCACCGGAAUCUGCAGUCUCGCCGGCGAAGUUGAAAGCCACCAUGCCUGAGAGAAGUAUCUUCGCCGAAUUGAGAAGAAGCAGUGAAAUCUUCAAGAGCAUAUUGUUAAAUCUCUCCAUGAAAGAUGCGGAACAGGCUGCUCUUGAAGAUGACGAAAUCAGUGGGACUCCCACCGAAGAACCUCAGAUUGAUGUGGAGACUCUGCUCGCGGCUCACGAGCAGAGGAAAUUAGCUACAUACCAGAAUGAGAGUGGCUUCUCUAGUACUUCCUCUUCGUCAUCAUCUUCCCCCUCGAGAUCCUCAAGAAGCUCUCUGAGCAGUCCUGAUGAAGAAGAUGAGACGGAAGAAGUUCUCGGGAUUGGCUCUCCCUGCGUGGUGUCUGACAAGGAAGGCCCUCUGUUACGAAUCAACGGUAACAUCGCCCCAGAGAAGAUCGCCAACUGGGUAGAAACCUACAGCCGUCAGUACCUGUUUACCCUUCCAGCUCUCUUCUUGGCUGUAGUCCGAGGGAAUGCAACUCUUGUUUACCUGCUGCUCAAGUAUGGCGCUUCUGUUAACUUUCAGGACCGCCUAGGGAACACAGCCCUGCACCUGGCCGUAUGCCAGGAGACAGUCCCGUGGGAGUGUGUUCUGGACCUCCUGGAACACGGAGCUAGGAUAGCAGUCCCCAACAAAGCGGGGGUGCGACCUGCCGACCUGUGCUCCCCACACUUACUGGCGCGCCUGCAACACCACAUGCUGGCCGACUGUUGGCAGGGCCUGGGGGACAGGAAGGAGCCGGUCCCCUCCGGUCUCGUUUCCGGAGGUUCGAUAUCGAUCUCAAACGCCAACCGUGCGGGCAACAACCCCUCGCGGAUACUGCGUAAGCUGCGAACUAACCGCACGGAGAGUGUGGAGGAAGCCGCUAGCUGUGCCUCGGGAGAACAGCAGCUGUCGUCCACCGGUUCUGUGAGGAGCCACGGCAGUGUGACCCGCAGCCCGGACAUCGCGACGGCUUCCACCAACCCCAAGGAAAACGGAGAAGGGCUGAAGAAAAGAGAUAGUGAGAUCAGAAAGGGUAAAUGUAAGAGAAAAGGAUGGAAAGAAGCGGCAAGAGAGCGUCAAUUUUCUUCAGUAUCAGAAAAACAACCGGUGAGCGCCGAGUCUGGUCGGAGUUUCCACGUUCUACUCUCUAUGUCCGGCAAUCCUGAGUGCCUCGGAUACCUCCUUCGUGGUAUCCUUUCCCACAUCCCCGGACUACUGAGAGUGCUGCAGCAGCGUAGCGACUCGGUCCUUCAUCGUAGCAUGGCGGCUUUAUUGCAUAACAUUCUCAAAACUGCCCUGGAGGCAUAUGGCGAUACUUCAAGCGGAGAACUUACCGAAGUGGAGAAGAACACACGCCGCUUGGAGCUGACAGCCGCCUGCUGCCUCCUCCUGAAGGUCUGCCUGAACCUCAUUCACGGUGUCCACGACCUCCAGUACACAGCGAUGGUUACCAUCAACAAGGUGAUAGACGCCGCGGUGGUCCACAGCCUGGGCCAUGUUCGGGUCCGUACAUCUACCGCCCUCCACCACCCUUGCAACGACAAGAAACAGCCCCUGGUAGAAGUGCCGCCUCCUGCCCCCGAGACUCCACCUCCACCCACUCGCUCACGCAUGCAGAAAGUAUCGGCGAAGAGGCUCGGGUCAGUUUGGAGACAUGCGGCCUCUGAUCAGCUGGAGCAGGUGCGGAAGACAAUCGUCAACGAGGAGCCACCACAGGAAGAGUGCAUAUUCGACGUGUUGUCCAGUGUGCACGCUCUAUCCGUGCUGAACAUCCUGCACAACGCGCUGACCCUGUACAAGCGAGUGAUCGGCAGCAAACAACAGUGUUCUCCAAGCCAGAGGUACCGUCACUGCAGCUACCACUGCCUCCAGAUCCUGGCUGCCCGAGCACUCUUGUACAUGACAGAGGGCAACUCGGUGCAAGGACAGCUCUCACAGGAGCCUCAGCUCAGGAUAUUGGCGGCCGCUCUUGACUCCACUCAUGAUCCGCAACUGCUGGUACUGGUACUGCAGAUCGUAGCCACGCUAGCGCUAGACCCUCAGCACCACAAAGCUCUGCUGGAUAACGGGCUGCCGGACGUGCUGAGUCAACUGCUGCUGCCAUCUGACGAGUGGUACUACACCAACCACAGCACCAAGUACGCUCGCUACGUGAAGCACCAUGUAGCGCGUAUACUUGUGUACCUCGGCUUUCAACACCGGGUCAAUUUGCGCUUCUGCGUCUAUGACAUUCUACAAGACGACGUGCCCCCAACACCACUGGUGGAGUCUGUAGAAGACAACUACAUCUGCCUAACUUCUGCCCCGCCCAGUCUUGUCUCCGCACCUGACAAGACCAUUAUGGGUGUUUCCGUUGAAAGUGCCGUUAUUAAUGUACUUAAAACAAUUGAGACUUCGCUGUCUCAGGGGACAACGACAACAGAGAGCUCAACCCUCCACUGGUUCCUCAGUGGUAGUACCUACAGCCAUGCCUUCAGUAAAGCCCCUGUAGAGCGCAAGCCGCCUACAGAUCCCUGCUCGACGGUGUUCGUCCAGACCUUCCUCUCCUGUUUCCCCUGCGUGCUGAGCCCUAUAGUGCUGCUGCGGCUGCUGCUGCACCGUUUGCUGACGACAGCCGCCCACCUGCAGCGCUGGAAGAGUUGCGCCUCGCGCUCCAGCUUCGCCUCGGCCUCAGCACAUGACGUUCCGCGCAGCCCGCGCUCCCGCGCCUCCUCCACGGACACGGAGCCCAGCACACUCCGCAAGCGCAGAAAAGUGAAUUUGACAGUGGAUUGCUCCACGGCGUGGGCGGGGGAGGUUCCAGGAACUUGCGAGGAACCGAUACCUCCUCCACCCUCCCGUUUACCACGUCAGUCUCUGAGACCGUCGUUCUUACUGGACCGGGCCGGCUCUCUCAUCCCUCGGGACAGUGUUAGUAGUGCCUCCGGCCUGGGCCUGGAGCCGGCCAUGCAGGCCACUCUCUUCGCCUUCUCCCACAUUCUGCGUCCCGCCCACUCCAAGGACAGCCUGCGCAGCAACAGCAGCGAUGAUUCUGUAGGAGGAAUGUUACCUCUUCCACCUUUCAACCUGAACCUACACAACAAGCCACGGGGGUCCUUCCGUUUCUCCAGCCUCCGACACAGCAACAAGCAGCGGUCCAAGUCACAGGCCAACAUCACCAAGGUAACCUUCCUCACUGUAAUACGGGACAGCAAUGGAAGAAAAGAAAACCCAGAGCAGGAAAUUUUAGAUUUCCAGAAACAGCUGCAGAACUUGCCUGACUUUGACUCCCCUGAACACCCGUCGGGCGGUAGCUCGGACCCGGCGACAGCUGUGGCGGAGUUCCUGGCCAAGGGAGGUCCUCAUCUGCGGCCUCGGUCCAGGUCCAUGCCUCGGGUCACCUACGAGACCUCACGAUUCCUCACCCUGCCCGAGGUGUCGUGGCCUACAGGGGGUGGUUCCUUCCGACUGCCUAGGGGACGGUCAGCUGGGGCGCUGGGAUUCCAGGCUGAGCACCAUGGUCCUUGCGGCCCUAUGGUGAUCAGCAGCCCGGUAUCCACGCCUGUAGAAGAGCGCAGGGUCUCCUCAGGCAGUGCAGGUCCACCACCGAACAUAAGUGUCAACACCUCGGGCAGCAGGCGCAGCUCCCUCUCACCCUCAGAUCGCAACAACCGUCGCCGCGACAGUCCCGCCUGCCUCCAGCUCGAGAUACCGCCCUGGCACCGGGCAAUACUCAACUUCAUCGAGGAAUGGCUGAGGGUCUCUCGUGUGGAGAUUGACCGAAACCCCGGCCUCUGUCGCGAGCUGAGGGACUUCAUGAGCAAAGUGUCCACCUGCGGCCAACCCUACCAGCAGUGGUGCGCAGAGCUGAGACAGGAGUUCACGCAGUUGUCGAAAGAUCCGGACAUUGAGAUCGGGGAUGACCUGGAGGAAACUGACCGCGAAUAUUGUCAGUUGUUGAAGUUGGUGGUCGCUGGAGAUCUGCCUUGUAGUAAGGAGGAGGCGGCAGCUCUGGCUGGCAUUCAACUAAGGAUAGAGGAGUCCUGGGGUCGACCUUUCCAUCAUCCUCUCUCUCCAGACGACCCAAACACGCUCAAGCCUAUUUCUGAAGACAAGGAGAGCUUCCUGUUACCCGUGCCUCCCUUCGGCCCCGGGGGUAACCUGCAGCGGCCAGUCAGCCCCCUGGUGGAGGAAACCGAAGGAGAGGAUGGUGAGCCUGAGCCGGUAUGUGUAGGAGGGGGCAUACUCAAGAAGAUGAAUACGGGUUUGACCACUCCUGGGGGACCAAAACCCGUACACCCUCAGACCUCCAGGACUACCGCCAACAGCAUCCUACGGAAGUGCUAUCCUUCCAGCAACCCUCAAGUACCCUUCUUGCCCUCUGGACACUUGGAGGACUGCCUGCCACCCUGCUACCACGGUGCCAAGACGAUGGCCAAACUUAUCAAGGAACAGAAGAGGAAGUUGUUUCACACGUCAGUGUAUGAAUCGGAGGUGCAGCUCAAGAAGUUGUACAUCCAAACAUGUAGGCGUCUGCCGGCCCAUGGCUGCAAGGUCUACCAGGUCAAGGAGCUGCUGCGAGGCAAGACCAAGAAGAAGGCUGCUCGGCUUCUUGGCGUCGGGCCAGACAAGAUCGUUUUGCUUGACAAUAAAACGAAAAUAUUAGCAAAAUCCCAAAAUACUUCAGAUUUAAUCCAGUGGCGGACGGGAGGUGGCCGAUCACAUGACCGACUACAACUGGAGUUCCGCUCGUCGAGGUGGAGCCUGGUGGUGCCUUCUGUUGCCGACAUGCGUCAAGUGGGCCUCGCUCUAUGGGAGAUUCUUCAGGAGCUCGACUGUACCUUCUUGGAGGAACACACCCUUCUCAGCCGCUUUCCAAACCAAGAUCUGGUGAAGCGGACCGUGCCACUGCAGGUACUCCACUCAGCGGAACUGGAGGAGCUACAGCGACUGCUUCACUUCCCAGAGGAGGUGGCGUUGCGGCUGGCCGACUCGGAGAACGAGCUGUUCUACCAGGUGCCGCCCAUAGACUACCUGCGCCAGGUGACUCUGGACCUCGGAGGCUCACCAGCGCAGGCCGGGGACACGCCGCGCGCUUCCGUCCGCGCACUCGUCAAACGUUUCAAUGAGGUCAGUUCGUGGGUGACUCAUCUGAUAAUUUCUCAGCCGACACAUGAAGACCGCAAGUGUGUCCUGUCUUGUAUCCUCAGGGUGGCCCUCACCUGCUGGAACAUCGGGAACUUCAACGGUGCCAUGGAGAUUGUUGCCGGCCUAAAGUCAAACAAAUUGAAGCCAUUCUGGUUGUCAAUUACGGAGAAGGAAGCACUGCCUGUGCUCGAGUUCCUGUCGUCUGCUCUCCUGUCAGUCGAGUAUGAUCGAGCACUAGGCAGAGCUCUGGCCAUGCCCGAGUGUAAAGUUGUGCCUUUCUUUGGGGCGUUCCUCCGAGAUCUGAGGGACAUCCUGUCGACGACGCCCAGCCUGGUGGUGCUGGCGCCCAGCGGAGAACACACACAUCUUGAGUUUAUUUCUGACUAUAAUGGAGAGGACCAUUACUUCACGAGAAUUGGUCCAGGAGGCCUCAUCAACCUGGACAAGAUCUACCGCACACAAGCUGUCAUGGAUCGUAUAGCCUCCUUCCAUCAGCAUUUUCAUCACCGAGAAAGAGACACUGACACCUUCAUCGACCAGAUUAGUAUCCACACUUCAAGUAUCGAACGCUCGUAUCUGCUGGAGGAGAAGGAGGAUGAGACCAGUGAACUGGAUGCGUACCAACCUGUACAACCUUUGAACAAUGAUCAUGGAGUGAGCUACUUCCCAAUCUCUGCUCCUCAUAACAACAUCAACCAUCACACAUUACAGAUCAUGCACCAUGGCACAACUGUGGUCCACUGGGAUGCAGAGGGAGGGUCGAGAGCAGCCCUGGUAUACUUGCGGCUGGAGCGCAGUUGUGCCACCCUCACAUGGUCACGGACAGCAUGGAGUGGGCUUAAGACCAGUGGUGCCACUUCAACAGCUGACUACAGCCUCAGUACCAAUCCCGAGGAGCUGAUAGCCCCUGGCCUUCUCAGCAUGGGAGGUGAAGUAGCGAGCCCAGGACUUGAAGAAGGAUUCUUAGAACUGUCAGCUGUCAAGGAAAUAACACUAGGUGCUAGAGACAAGGACAGAGACUUGGAUCUCACCAACACACUGAGACGCUUCAAUAUCAACCGGCAGCCAAUCGACAAGUGCUGUCUGGCCAUUGUGUAUGGAGCCAACCUCAGCGAUAACAGGGUGCUCUUCCUGCUCUGUCCCCCCUCCCUGUGUUGGACUUGGUACCAUGGACUCUGCUCAGUGGUGAGGGGGCUGAAGAGACAGUUACAGCAGAGUGAUCGCAGAGUCAUCUGGCUCAAGGAACAGUAUCUGCAGCUCUACUACGAGGAGGGUUGUUGUGGACCCCUCACUGUGGAUGCUAUCAGGGUGUUUGGUGGACGAGAUUGGGCUGACCCUGGUAAAAUCAGCGGCAUGUCUCCGCCUGACAACGGAACCUGCAAGCGUGGUCCCUCCAUUAAGUUUAAGAAGAAGAGAUCAAUUGGAAACAUUCAAGCACUCAAGCAAGACCUAGCAUGCAGCAAGAUGCCUGAGUUGAGUGAGCUGGUGAGUGGAGGAACAUUGAAACGCCAAGGACAGAUACCUGGGGCACCCCCAAGUCGCAGCAGGUCUAUCUCUAGUGAGAUGGAGAUCCCCAGGAUGAUCCCCCAGAGUCCCCAUGGAUCAUCAGACCACCUGGAUACCUCCAGUCCCAUUCAAUACCAAAGGGACAAAAUGAAAAGCGAUGUUUUUGCACAAAUACGAAACUUCCGUCACGGGUCCAUUACCCAGGAGACUCAACUGGAUUUCAGUGAUUUCGUUGCCUUAUUCCGAUCUUUUAGCCUGAGAUCAAGGAAGGACCUGAGAGAACUGUUUGACCAGCUGGCCAUGUCCUGUCGAAGCCUCUCUGAUAGCUCUCUUAAUGACACAAGUGCCAAAAACUCCCCAGAACACACUACAAAAAUACAACAGAAAAUUGGGUUGUUGACGAGGAACAGUUCUGCAGAUCUGAUGGAGUACAAGAACACUCCAGGUCAGCAGAAGAAGAAGAUAUUUGAUGCUAUUGCCGCCUCCAGCAUUAUUUCCAACUGUGCGGGCGUUGACACCUCCAAGUCUCAAGUGAUCACUCUCCCAAACUUUGUCAAGUUUCUUGAAACAAAGCAGAUGGAGCACAGAACUGAAGAAGAAGUAAAGGAACUUAUUCAGCGCCACGAGCCUGACCCGACAUUGCGCUCACAGCACUGUCUCUCUUUCGAGGGGUUUGCCCGCUACAUGAUGGACAAGGAAAACUUUGCCUUUGUCAGUGAGCGAGUCAGCCCUGACCCCAAUGAGAUGGAAUACCCUCUGUCUCACUAUUACAUAGCCUCAUCACACAACACUUAUCUCACCGGGCAUCAGCUCAAGGGCGAGAGUUCUGUUGACCUAUACAGCCAGGUGUUACUGACAGGCUGUCGUUGUGUGGAACUCGACUGCUGGGAUGGAGAUGACGGCUCACCUCUUAUUUACCAUGGCCACACAUUCACCACCAAGAUAGCCUUCCGCAGCGUGGUGGAAGCCAUUAAUCGUAGCGCCUUUGUCACCUCACCAUACCCUGUCAUCUUGUCCAUUGAGAACCACUGUUCACUCCAGCAACAAACACGGAUGGCUCAGAUAUUUCUAACUGUUUUUGGGGACAAACUGGUGACAAAAUUCCUGUUCGAAGCAGAUUUUGGUGAUGAACCCCAAUUGCCUUCCCCUCUACAACUAAAGUACAGGAUAUUGGUGAAAAACAAGAAGCUGACAGCUGAGAUCCCAACAUGGCCAGUACAGAGAGGUCAAGGAGCACGUGGAAGUCAGCGUCCUCAGCAGUCGGGUACAGGUCGGGCAUCUUCAAUUAUCUCUAAUACCAGUGGAGGCUCUGUCAAUGAUGACUUCAGUGAUGAUGAUGAUGACGAUGAUGAUGAUGAAGAUGAGAACAUCGAUGGAGGAACUACUGUGUGUCCUCGGACAGACUCAAUGUCCAGUCACGAGAGUGCUCAGAAGACCCCACUACGAGGCCAGGGUAAGUCCCCUGCAGCACCGCAAGUGGAUAUCGACUGGAGUGGAUACAUGGAAGAUGAACUUAGCCUGCCUAAGGCCAAGAAGCAGAGCAGCCAAAUAGCCAAGGAACUCUCAGACCUUGUUAUUUAUGUCCAGGCGAUCAAGUUUCGGGGGUUGAACACAAUCAGCCCCAACAGCUCAGUGAGGUGUAAACAGCGAGCUGCUGUGGUUGCUGCUACCACAUCGUCUGCUAUGCUCAAGAAGGGGAGUGGGAGCAGUGUUACCCUGGCCAGUUCUGGCAGUCCAGGAGCUAGUGUGGUAGAUUCUCACUCCAGUCACUCCAAGCAACGACCCAACUCUAAUCAUCCCUGCUACCAGACAUCCUCUCUCAAUGAGAACUCGGCUAAGAAACUUUGUCGGAAACAGCCGCAUGCACUUGUCGCCCACACUGAAACACAGCUGGUACGGACUUACCCAGCAGGAAUGAGAAUUGAUUCAUCGAACUUCAAUCCAGUAAUCUUCUGGGCUUUUGGCAUCCAAAUGGUGGCCUUGAACUACCAGACAGAUGAUGCAGCUUCACAUCUCAAUGCAGCCAUGUUCGAACAGAAUGGACGUUGUGGCUAUGUUCCCAAGCCUCCUGUCAUGAGAGAUCGGGCUCAUAUGAUGUACAGAAGAUUCAAUCCAUGGGAGAAGGAGUUUGAUGGACUGCACUCUUCACAUCUUAUCUUGAACUUGAUAUCUGGGCAGUAUUGCUGUCCCAUUGCCCCCACCACACCUCCUGCACCCAUAGUUGUGGAGGUUGAACUGGUCGGUAUUCCUGUUGACUGUAGUAAGCAGCGCACGAAAAACCCCACCCGCAACUAUGUCAACCCUGUCUUCAACGAGACCUUCUUCUUCAAAGUUAUGUUUAGGGAUCUGGCUUUUCUGAGGUUCAACGUGUUGGACCAGAGUACGAACCAUAUUUUAACGCAGCGAGUGAUGCCACUGAAGUGCCUUCGCCCUGGCUAUCGCCAUGUGCGCCUCCGCAGUGCACAGAACCAGCCACUGCCGCUGUCAUCGCUGUUUAUCUGCUCGCGCACCGAGGAAGAGAGCCUAGAUGGCGCGCGCGAGGCCAGAGGUGCGAUUCAGGAAGUGCGACCAGACGCCAGCACACUCUUGCCUGGCGUCAAGCGUCGUAUGUUCUUCCUCAUGGUGUACGGAGUGGUGCCAGAUGAACCUUACACCAUUCUCAAGAUAACCCAGGAAAGCACAACGCAUGAGGUGAUCCUGCAGGCUCUGACGAAGGCAGGUGUAGGCUCAGAACGCGCAGGGGAUUAUGUAUUGGUAGAGGAAGUAGCAAGAGGCUGGGGUGGAAGAGAGAAGGAUAUGCCAGCGAGUCAGCGCGUGUUGGACCCCCAGGAGAGACCCCUGCAGGCUCAGGCACAGUGGCAAGGAGUCGGCAAGUUCCUGUUGAAGCGGCUGGGAGAUGAUCCCAGUUCCAGAGCGUGGCUCUCCUCGAUCCGUUCUACUCGUAAUGUCAAGCAAGCUCGCACAUGGGACGAAGCCGAUAACUUCCUUGUCUGUGUUUAUAACGUGUCGCCGGAGAUACCGUACGCCAUUCUGAAGGUGCCGCUGACAGCUUGCGCUCAAGAUGUUCUCGCGCAAGCCCUUGUGAAGGCACGGCGGUUGGAAGAUCCCGUGAGAUUCGUGCUAGUGGAAGAACUCGAGUGGCAAAACGGAGGAAACCGUGUGCAACGAGUGUUACCGGACGAAGAAAACAUUUUCAGGACUCAAGCGCAUUGGCAGACUAUCGGUAGGUUCAUUCUAAAGGAGAGAGAAGUUCGGAAGAGUGGCACUCUGAGGCCGGCCCUGGACAGAUUGAGUAAAGGGUUGAGUGCAACCUUGAGUGACCCUACGACAACGGCCAAGGCCAAAUUCCCGCUCAGUGGGCUUGGGCGGCGAGCCAGUUCUCGAGAACCUGUGACCACACAGCGAGAAGUCCACUCGGAGGGUGAAACUCUCAGCGACGACGACGGGGAUCUUCGCACCGCUGUCGCCAGGUUAAAAAGGGUCUCAUUAAGAAAGCUCAAAGUCUGGAAGUCAUGAUUGUUAAUAAUCUGCUGCUUUACUGGCUCUCUCUAGUAACAAAGACAAUACUGUUCGGGCCCUUGUUAUCCCUAGUUUGUACUUGAGAUUAAGAAAUGUUGUAAACUAUUUUGAGUAUAAUCACAAACUCUAGUCAUGAUCAAACUCUCUGUGAUACUAUACGUACUAAUAAAAAUGCAACAUUGUUUACUAUUGCAUACUAUUUUUAUUUAAUUUAUUUUCAUUGUUUGAGUGGCUACUAUGCUUAAUCUUCCUCUGUUCACUCUGAAUUGUACAUUACACAUUGCAUCAGAAAUAUGAAUUGUUGAUAAAUGAAAUAUUGUUAAAAAAAAGAUUUUAGCUCUUGUACCGAGACAUUGCGUAUUAAGUUUGAAAUAUUUAUUUUUUGUUGAUAUUUGAUGUACUGAAGUCGGAAUUGUUAAGACACUAGUCAGCUAGAUGCAGUGAAGAGAAUACUUAAUCUAAAACAUGCACAAAGAACCUGUUGUUGAGUGACCAAAAUGCGGUAUAUUAGAUCAUAAUCUCAUGUCAAAUUUUAAAACUUUCUAAGAAAUUGUUUUCAUUACUAAUAAUAUUUUGUAUUUUGAUGUUGGCAUACUGUAAAUAAUUAUUUGCAAAACUCGUAACUCUAAAGCUUUAUCACAUUGUUAACCAUUCACAUAUCCUUGUUAGAAUGAUAAGCACGUCAUGCCUUGUGACUAUCUGGCCCUUGCCUGACCAAUUUCUCUUUACAUUAAAUGCUGAUAAUUUUGUUUUA